This is a messenger RNA of Babesia ovata, 2409 nucleotides long. Its product is annotated as ribosomal protein L15. The record is from RefSeq and is a predicted model, not a curated record. Bases 1 to 2409 code for a protein of 802 amino acids. Gene Ontology annotation, cellular component: large ribosomal subunit. Gene Ontology annotation, molecular function: 2-(3-amino-3-carboxypropyl)histidine synthase activity; structural constituent of ribosome. The transcript has 9 exons. Lineage: Eukaryota; Apicomplexa; Aconoidasida; Piroplasmida; Babesiidae. Gene Ontology annotation, biological process: protein histidyl modification to diphthamide; translation.
AUGGAGAGUUUCUACGUGGAUUUAAUCGCAUCUGAGAUAGAGAAAUGUGGAUAUAAACGCAUUGCAAUCCAGUCCGCCGAUCUGUCGGCGGGAUCGCAGUUCUGCCAUGCCAUUCAGGCGCACUUCAGAUCAUCGACGGAGCGUCCGGAGUUCUACGUGCUGGGCGAUGUAUUCAUUGGUAGCUGCUGUACGGACGUCAUAGCUGCGAGAAGAUGUGCGGCAGACUUCGUUGUCCACGUUGGCGUCUCUUGCCACAGCGUAAUGGACCCUCCUAUGCCAGUGAGGCGCGUUUUUGACCGCUCCGGAGUCGACUGCGGGAAGCUGUGCCUCUACUUGCAAGACGUAUUGGCAGGGUGUAGCUACACGCGGCUGAUAUUGAUGUAUGACAGCUCCAUGCAUCAUCUAGUAGAUGCUUUCGAGGAAUGCCUGCACUCGUCGGGCAAACUGUCGUUUAUCGCAGAAUGCGUUGAGCGGUCGGGAGGCAACUCCGACCAUGCGGAGAGUGAUGACUAUUUUUGCGGGCGACGUUUAUUCGCUUGCACGAAUGAUGGCCAGAGGACGAGAGCAUCGUCAGCAGAAGCAUGUAUAGGGGACAGCAAAACCCUUGUUAUGUACGUCGUCGACGGCCCCGAUCGCGAUGUCACGACUGACUACUUGUCGCUGUCAUGUGUUGGCAGCCAGUUUCAUAUGAUAACCGCCGACUCCAACGAGUUUUCACAUCGCAUACUGGAUGAAAGGGGUCACAAGCUCCGCAUGCGGCGCUAUCAAAAGGUCGAGAAAGUGCGUGAAGCGUCAACGGUCGGCAUUCUUGUGAUUGCACGUACUCUCCGCGGCUCCAGUGCGCUGCGUCACAGUGUAUCUAAACUUUUGGAGAGUCACGGCAAGCGAUGCUACACGUUUUCCGUGAAUUGUCUGACGGAGGCUAAGCUGGCCAACUUCCCCAACAUCGACGUGUUCUGCCUGCUGUCUUGCGGGGAGUCCGUGCUUUCGCUGCCGGAGGAGCUUGCACGCAGGGUUGUACUCCCCUUUGAGGUGCUAGUCGCGCUAGAGCACAUGGACUGGUCGGCACCGUACGAGUUUGACUUCGCGAAGUUGUUGCCGCAUGCCCAAGUUGAGGAGGCUGAUGAGUUGCCGGCAUCAGGAGGCGAGAUACGGCGCUUGCGCGGCAAUUUCGAGUUGCGAACACAAGUAGAGAGUUUCAUGGGAACGCUACAAGACAACUCAAAGCGCACAUUCGGCGGAGUUGACCCCUUGCACGGAAUGUCUGACGAGGUGACAGUCGUGUCUGGCUUCCACGGUACCGCGAGUGGUUACGAGCACGAACGCCGCGCCAAUGUGCAUAGCUGUCACGUCUUUUGGGGCACCACGUCGUUGACGGUCGCUCUCCCCUGGAGUGGCGCUGGGUCGUCUAGCCUUUUUAAAUGGCGGGGUAGGGGCAUCGGCGUUUCGCGGCCGGCGGCGUCGAGUGGCUCCGUAAGCUCCCCGCCUCGUGACCUCGUGGUGGUAGAGGAUGGACGGUUGCGUGGAGUACACUACCGAAACGUAUUCGGCUCUGAAGAAUCCGAUUCUUCUGCCGAAGCACGCCCGUUUACGCCACAUCCCUUCAAUAGGCGGUUCGCCUUUUCGAAGCGUCCGUUGUUCCCUAUAGAGCCCAGAAACUUGCGCAUUUAUGGUCUAAAACGUCACAAGAAGCGCGGUCGCGGCAAGAAAAGUUCGGCACGUGGUUACCGUUUCAAGCGACAAAAGCAUCGAGGAAGCAAGCCCAACAGUCGCACGUUCGAGGGUGGCCAGACCCCCUUGUUCCGGAGGCUGCCCAAGUGGCCUGAAGCGUGGUUGUCACGUCAGCGCAAGACAUUUGACCCCUUGAACCUUGCGAAGUUGCGCUAUUUUAUUGAACGCGGCCGUUUGGACACACGUUUUCCCAUAACGCAGCGGCACCUGUUCGACAGCAAGUGCGUCAAGGUGAAGCGGGGAGUUCAGCUGUUCAACGUGAACGAUUAUCCCUUCCCGUACAAGAUCGACAUCGAGGUCGCUGGAAGCGACCAGUCCUCGAUAGACGCCAUAAAGCGAGUUGGAGGUUCGGUAACCAUCGUAUAUUACGACCGCGUGAACUUACGAGCCCAUUUGAAGCCGUACAAGUUUGAGGUGCUACCGAGGACGGCUCGUCCAAGCAUCGAAAGGGUACACUACUUGGAGAAGAUGCGUGCGCGUGGAUGUAACGUGGUCUACAUUAAGCCCAUGUGGCUCAUAAAGGAGGAACAGGCUAUUGCUGCUGAGAUGGCGGAGCUCGAGGCGGAGACAUUGACAAGUUCAAACCUCGAUCCUGACGAGACGCCCUCGAAGCGAGAGGAACGCCUGGUGAAGCUGUACCGCGAGCGCCUGCUGCGCUUCGGCCGGCCCUACGUAUGA